CUAUAAUCGUUUAGGAAGGAAUGCUGAUGAAUCAGAUGCAGAGGCAAUCAUUGAUAUGGCUGGGAAGGCCUCCCUUGCUGAUCAACAGAACUAGGUUCAAGAAAACAUUUAUUCUCAAAUUAAAACCUUCUGUGCAUCAAUGGAUGAAAUUCUUCUUCCUGAUUCAAAGAGCAUAAAUGAAUCAUCUGAAUCAACUUCACAAAGGAAUACUGCUGUGACCCAUAGUGGCCUUGGCCUUGCUGUUGGAAGGAUGAGCCCACAAAAUAAAAGUCCUGCUGUUCCUGAUACAAAACCGUUAAAACCUGCUGAGUUGUCUCAGAGUCUGAAGAAUCUCAUAGGCUACGCUCUUGAGCUCAAACCAUCUCAAAUUCCGCAUAAGGACGCUGGCCAAGGUUUAUUCAUAGAUGGUCAAGCCGAUGUUGGUACUGUAAUAGCAUUCUACCCUGGAAUAAUUUACUCUCCAGCUUACUAUUGUUAUAUUCCUGGAUAUCCAAGAGUCGAUACACACAACCCGUACUUGAUCACAAGGUACGACGGAACUGUUAUCAAUGCACAGCUUUGGGGUGUUGGGGGUGAAAUCCGUGAAGUGUGGGACCUCUCGAGUGUUAUUAAAUCUAGGCCAAAUGUGAAAGAUGAUGCUAAUAAUAAAGGUUCUGACCAAAUUUGGAAGAUGCUCAAUAAACCUUUGCAAGCCACACGAGUGGUCAGUAGUGGCGAUGUGUUGGAGCGGAGAAACCCACUAGCUUUUGCCCAUUUUGCAAACCACCCUGCAAAAGAGAUGGUCCCUAAUGUAAUGGUUUGCCCUUAUGAUUUUCCAUUAACUGAGAAGGAUAUGAGAACCUAUAUACCAAACAUAAAGUUAGGAAGUGGAGAGGAAGCGAAGAUGAAGAGGUUUGGAAGUUUUUGGUUUAUAGGUUCCAAUCCUCUUCCUCUCCAAUCCUUUCUUUUUGGAUGUCAUUAUAAAGCUUUUUCAAAGCUGCAAUUUGACCUUUUUGAUUAUAACCUAACAAUGAAGUGGACUAUGCUGAAAUCAUCAUGUUUACAUUCUUCUCUCUCUCUCUCUCUCUCUCUCUCACACACACACACACACACGGCAUGGUGAAAAUAUUAUCAGGCC
Messenger RNA from Camellia sinensis, 1117 nucleotides. The record is from RefSeq and is a predicted model, not a curated record. Lineage: Eukaryota; Viridiplantae; Streptophyta; Magnoliopsida; Ericales; Theaceae.